This is a messenger RNA of Danio rerio (zebrafish), 4678 nucleotides long. NCBI's taxonomy places the organism in Eukaryota, Metazoa, Chordata, Actinopteri, Cypriniformes, Danionidae. The record is from RefSeq and is a predicted model, not a curated record.
UGACAAAUGAAGAGGUAGUGUGAUAAACUCUGGACACACACAUCCUCAGAGAUGCAUAACAAUCAGAAGGAGCAUUUGUAUAAAAUUCUUGUCAUCGGUGAUUUGGGAGUAGGGAAGACCAGCAUCAUUAAGCGUUAUGUGCACCAGACGUACUCCACCAACUACAGAGCCACCAUAGGCGUGGAUUUCGCGCUCAAAGUUCUGAACUGGGACUCGGAGACGGUCCGGCUGCAGCUUUGGGACAUCGCAGGUCAGGAGCGGUUCGGCAACAUGACGCGGGUUUAUUACAGAGAGGCCAUGGGGGCAUUCAUUGUGUUUGAUGUUACCAGACCCGCCACGUUUGAGGCAGUCUCCAAAUGGAAGGAGGAUCUGGACUCUAAAUUAAUACUUUCAAAUGGCCAGAGUAUUGCCACAGUGCUCCUGGCCAACAAGUGCGACCAAAACAGAGACUUCCUGACUAACAAUGGCCUGAAAAUGGACCAGUACUGCAGGGAGAAUGGAUUUGUGGGGUGGUUUGAGACAUCUGCUAAGGAAAACGUCAACAUUAAUGAUGCAGCCAACUUCCUUGUGAAGCACAUAAUUGCCAGUGAGAACGAUAUCCUGAAAUCAGUGGUUCCAGAUACCAUCUCUCCUCAGCUCAACUCGGAUAAAGAAAUGACUUGUUCCGCUUGCUUCAAACCUUGAGAAGACAGCAGCGCUGGUGGACUGAUGAAGAUAUAGACCUUCACACCAGAAUCGGUCUGAUUUGAGCACUAAGUUGGUCAACCAUCGACCAACCGUCAAAACUACAGACACUUUGAGCUUGCACAGAGUAAAUGUAUUUAUGUUAAAAGCUGCACUUUUUUGAUAUUUAUGCCUAACAAAAAGCUUGGCUGCACAAGGUAAUAGAUGACUAUUUAUUUCUGCCAGACACACAGACAGAUGGCUGAUUAAACAAGAGUGUUUCAUCAGCAUGCACGCUGUAAUAUAGUGGUUUCUGGUGGGUAAGAAUUAAUAACCUCUGAGUCGAAUGACAUAAUCAUAUUUUUUUUUAUUUCAAGUGUAAAACUGUUUCUGAAAAGUCACCGAUAAGGACCCAAUGAUGUUGCACUAAGACUUUAGUUAUGCAUUAGUUAUGUCUCCAUCAUAAACUAAGACUUUCUACUUCCUAUUUGUAGACAUGAUUGUGGGAGGAAUAAUUCAUUCUAUAGGGCAUUUGAUUGGAUGAAACGAUCGCUUAGCACAGGAAAAGUCAGCAAUAUUUUUUGUAUACAGCUAUUAAUUUGAAAAGCCUAAAGUUUAAUUUGUUAAAGAAGCCAUUUGUAAAAUUCUAAUCAAUCUGUUAUUAGCAACACCUGUGGCCUAAAGGCGCAAUAUGUGAAAUUAAUAUGUAUGAAACCACUAGAUCAGUGUUUUUAUAUUUGGCUUAUGUACUCACACUCAAAAAAAGUUUGAAGUUUGUUCGAACUACUUAUUUAAAAUUAGCUGAAACUACACAAUUGUUGAGUUUUUUGCCACGACAAUUUAAUUGUUUUAUGUACAAUUUAAUUAAAUGUGCUUAAUUCCUUCAUGUUGUCCCAACACAAAUCGAUUGUGUGGAACCCAACAUUUCUUAAAGUGUACGUUAUCCCAUAUAUUUUUAAAAGAAUGUUCAAAUCCAGAUAAAAAAAAACUGUUUGUCUUUGCGGCAUCAGACUAUGCCUUUGUUGUGAAUACGCACCCUUUAGCACCAAAAAAUGUAAUUCGGUGCUUUCAUCAAAUAAACUUUCAUUCUUAACUUUGAAGUAAAACAAAAUGUUAGAAACACUUUUGCAUAAAAUUAUUAAUAACAUCCUGAAGCCACCUGCACUGCCGAGAGUUGUUUGGAUGAAUAAAUAAAUAUGUCCUGCACUCAUUGCACAAUUAAGACACAACAAAAAUGACAGUGGUGAGAAAACAAAGGUUAAGAAAGCAUCUGAUUUUAGCGGUUCUGAAAUUCACGUUGACAUGAAAUAAGUAACAUUAUACAGCUAUGAUAGUUUGAUUAUACUAGUAGUAACACUUUACAAUAAGGUUGAAUUAGUUUGUAAUUAAUGCAUUUAAUAACAUCAAAAAUACAUUUACUACAGUAUUUUUUUAGCAUUGCUAACGUUGGUUUAAGGAAAUUAAGUUGUUCAUUGUUACUUCAUGAAAACUAUGUAAAUGUAAAUGUUGAACUAUUAAUAAAUGCUGUGCUAGUAUUGUUUGUUAUUAGUUCAUGCUAGUAAAUACUGUAACAAUCCUUAACUAAUUAAUUUUUUGUAAAGUGUGAUCAUAACAGUAGUACAGCUUGAUUAUAUGUAAACAUUGUUUUUGUUUAUAUGCUGUAAAAAUGCUGGGUUCCACAUAAUUCCUUUAAGGUGUCACAACACAAAUCAAUUAAGUUACAUUAAGUUUACAAAUUUAACUGGAGCGAAUGUAAAAAAUUAAGUUGUCCAGCCAAAAAAAAAACUCAAGAAUUGAGUUGAUUUAGCUCAUUUUAAAUACACAGUUUGAAUAAGCAGCAAAAGUCAUUUUAUGAGUGUAUAACAGAAGAGAUGCUUAUUGGAUUUAACAUAAAAAGAAUAAUAAUUGUAAUUUAUUCAGCAAAAAUGCUUAGUUUCCCCUUAGGAAUCAAGAAAUAUCUUUCUCACUCACUUUUUCCUCUCUGAUUUGUUACAAGCUGUUCACACAUUGACAAUAAAAUGCCAUACAUCAAUGGCAAUUUGCAUUUAUAUCCUUCUCAAAGUCAUCAUAGUAAAAAUAUUAUAUUUCCUAAAUGCAUAUUAUUAAUUUUAUUAUUAAGUUUAUAUAUUUAUGUAAUGUGAUUUUAUGUUCAGGACUUCCCUAGCAUAAUAAGAGUGUCUGCUGGGUCUUAAAAAUCUUAAAUGCCAUAAAUCUAAAAAAAACUAAUUGUAGGCCUUAAAAAAAUUUAAAUUCACUGAUAUAUUGUGUUGAGUCUUAAAUCAUUUUAAACAGGUCCUACUUUUCCCAAUCGGGCCAACAUUCAUAAAAUCACCAACAAUUUUUUUUAUUUAAGUUUAUAUUUCAGUUUAGUUUUUUUAUUGCAAAAAGAUAUGAUUUACAAGCUGUUAGGCAUUUUUACAGCAAUUUCUCUAAAAUAAACCUCCAAAAUCUCCAAAAUCCCAGGGAAAGGAAACAAAACAAUUACACAGUUCCUUGUGAUAAUAAAGGGAUAAUAAAAUAUCGCUUUACGUCAUCUUACAUUCAUACAAAAACUCUUUACAGAAGUAAGGGGGAGUACACAUAAUAUAUAAAUAGGCAUGAAACUUAAAGUAUUUAUAUCAGAAAUGCAUUAGGUUGAAUAGACGUUACUCAAUCAAUUGGACCAGAGACCAACAAAUAUAUAUUAUUGAUUACUUAUGUAAUUGUCUCCACAAUAAAUGUUAAAAUUGUUAAAAGUUAAGGUAACUCUAACCAUUUGAGGAAACGAAUUGCAACAAAUCAUUUAAGUUCAAAAGCUAAUCCUAAUGAGUAUUGUGGACUUAACCUGUUUGAAUAAACGAAGCAAUUUGAGCACAGUAAAGCCCAGUAAACUUAAAACCAACUCAAACCAACUGAGUAAUUUAAAACCCAGUACGUUAAGGCAACUCGAACUGUUUGAGUAAACUGAUUGCCACGAACCAUUUGAGUUAAAAAAAACUAAUCUAUGAGUAAUGUGAACUUUCUCCUUUUAAGUUGAAUUAAUGAGGUAUUUAAUUAACUCAUUACCUUCAACACUGAGUUCAAAACUCUUUUCAAAGGAGUAGAAUUAACUUUCAGUCAAUUUUGAGUUUUAUUUGAUAAAGUUGACUGUUGGAUACAACUAGAGUUUUCUUGUUUUGACACAUUAAAAGUAUGUGUUUAAGAAAUAAUUACAUUAGAUUUUGCCAAAAAAUAAUAAUACAUUUCCAUUGGCCAUUAGAAAUGAUCACUAGUGUUUAGCCCUGUAAAAUUUCAAUCAUAAUGAUCUCAAAAAGUCUUAAAUUUGACUUGAUGAAACCUGCAGAAACCCUGAAUAAUGACCUCGAAGCUACAAAUCAAAGAGUUUAAGCUUCUGAUAUUGAUUCAUUUGAGGUAUCUGGACCUUUAUGAAUUACGGCUUUUACCUCAAUGCAGUGUUAAUGGCCUGGCACGCUAUUACGAUUUCAUGAGCCUUUUAUGGUUUUAAUUUAUAGCGUCUGAACUUGCAUUCCGCAGUAACGCGUCUCGAGUGUUCAUAUUCAAGCUAUUUUUCAGACUGUAUAUCUAAAAGGAGAGCUGCCAACCUCUUCCCUCAUCCUCUCUUGUCUCCUUGAACACCCUGGCCUUUCUUAUCUGCUGCCAUCCCUCCAUUUCAUCCCUUUUUUCGCUCCUAUUUCACAUCUCCUUUGCAGUGAUUCAGUGCAUGACUCACUGACAUUAUAUAAAUCUCCCAUGAUUCCCUACAUCACCGUGCGCUUUAUUCAAAUGCUUUAAUGUGUAUAUUGAUCUACUGCCUUUUCUUGCACACCUAGUUUUUAUGCUCAAAUAUUAUUUGUCCGUGUGGGAGGUGUUGUAUUAUUAGGGAUUGUUUGGUAUUGUUAAAUAUGUUUUGUUUGAAGUUGUGUUAAGAUUGUUGUCUAGAAAACACUGAAAUAUUGUACGAUUUUUAUGCUACUGUACAUCAAAUACAGUAUACUCUUGAAGAACGUGUCUGAAGUAUAAAGUCGAAAUGAAGUCU